AUGAGCCCCUGUUGCACUUACAAGCAAAUACCUAAAAUGUUAGCUGCAAGAUACCACGACGAAGUAAUCGGCAAGGCGGUCCGCAUUGCCGAGGGGGCCAUUUCUGUCGGCGCUGGUCCUGUACAGAAAACAACUAAUUACCACGGAUACCUAGCAAGUCAUUUGCGCCCUCGCUGCUCAUACCAGGGCACGACUGAGUCGCUCCCAUGUGUCACAUCAAACCGACCGGUGGCUGCGCAGAACCCAAGGGUGGCAAAGUUAAGAGCCUCAUCCGAUAAUCCCAGUGCUAUUCGCGACACAUACUGGCAGGGUUUGCCUCCCCCUGGCGCCAGUUUACUACCGGCUUUGGCAGUGAAUUCCGUGGAGUAUCACAGACCUAAAAAGAAGGUUAGAUUCAGUGCCAAUGGAUACUAG
Pyricularia oryzae 70-15 is the source of this 414-nucleotide messenger RNA. RefSeq lists its product as uncharacterized. Bases 1 to 414 code for a protein of 137 amino acids. NCBI's taxonomy places the organism in Eukaryota, Fungi, Ascomycota, Sordariomycetes, Magnaporthales, Pyriculariaceae. The transcript is spliced from 6 exons. The record is from RefSeq and is a predicted model, not a curated record.